CCGCCUUCACGUUGUUCGCCGUUGUCCUAGGAGCAGGAGCUCGAGACUCACGUCGUGCAGAUCAAAACCUUUAUUACAAAAAAAAAAAAAAAACGCGAAGAAAAGAAACAAUACCCGUUUCAUUCUGGAGGAGCAAUCUUUCUCUGCUAUGAAGUGUCUUUGAGAUCCAGACUUGUAUCGACGGAUUGUCCUUCUGGGGACUUUUUAAAUUGCUUUGUUCCUCUUUUCCUACUGAUUUGAAUUUCCGUCAUUUCAAAAACAUGUCCCAGAAACUGAACAAUGAUGGUGCUCAAAAAGGCUUUGCUGUUGGCCGUGGCCUUUUGGCAGCUGCUGAGACUUUAAACUUUAGUGUGGGUGAGACACACUCUGAUCCAUACAGCUCCUCUUCCCAGUCCCAUAGCGGCAUGGCUGGUUUGAUUGGAGGGGAGGGAAAAGACCGGGACUCUCAGCUGCCCCACCGAGCGGGCAGCCACAUUAGCAAUACAAUGAAACUCUUCGCCAGCCUAGGUCUGUCACCAACUGACCUGGAUGCCCUGGCACAGGUUCCAGAGGAGAACAUCAGCGUGGAGACCUUGCCCCAACUUAUCAUGCAACUUAAGAACCGCAAGAUGGAAGCAGGCCAUCGCAUGGCUGGCGAACUGUCAAGAGUGUCUUCAGAGACUUCCUACAGAGGCAGCCGAGAGGAUUGGGGCGACAUGCAAGGUGGAAGAAUGGACCGUUCCAGUGGCCUUGGUCAAAGCCGUUCACAAGGUGACUUUGGUUAUAGUUCCAUGCGCGAUACUUCUGAUCGAGAGUAUGACAUGUUAGAUUACAGCAGCAGUGGCGGCAGAGAGGGACAAUAUUCUGAGCUUUCCCACAACUCCUACCGCAGCCUUGGCCUGUCCACAUCAUCGGCAUCUGACGACAUGUUCAUGCAGAGAAGAAUGGGCACCCCGUCCCAGGGAAAAGUGCAAGAUUUCUUGGGAGUCAUGCCCCCUAUGUUUCCCUAUGUGUGUGCCCUUUGUGAUUUUGAUGUUCACUCUGUCAUGGAAUGGACUCAGCACACAACUGGGAUUCGUCAUUCCGAAAACCGCAGACUCCUUUUGCAAAUGUACCCGGACUGGGAUCCUCACUUGCCCUUGGCUCGCAUGGCAACUUCCCUUUCACUGGACACAAAGAGUCGUCAAGAUGGAUUGCUGGGAGUAGCUCCAAUGGGUGCUGGUCAACAAAGAUCAGGGAUGAGCUCCAACUGGGGGUCUGAUUCCAGUAUGGGAAUGACAAAUAAAAGUUCAUCAUAUGCAGCGGCUCCAAAGAUAAGAAGUAGAGUGGUUGUGGCAAAAUAUGACCGGAAACCACUUUCAUCAAACAGCCUGUUUGCUUUGGCAAAACCCUUUGGCACCAUCCGUGAGCAUCUUGUGCUGAAUAACAAGGCUUUCCUGGAGCUGCAGACACAUGAGGAAGCUUUGGCCAUGGCUAAUUACUACCAGCGUAAGCCUGCCAUUUUAAACGGGAAAGAGAUACACAUUUAUUUGUCAAAAGAACUGCUGGUAAUAAAGAAAUCUGGAAGACCAGAAAGAGACGCUAGACCUGUGAAGGGAGGAGAUAGCCAGGUGGUGUUUUUCUCCAAUUUGCCAAGAGGGAGUGACAAGAAAAUGGAGCUCCUGACAGUAGCUCGUAGAUUCGGCACUGUUGAGAAACAUCUUUUCCUAAAUGAUGAGGCAUUUGUUCAAUUGAGCAAUCCUGAAGAUGCAGAGAUGUUGGCCAAAUACUACAUUCUCCAUCCUUUGACUAUAAGUGGAAGAUCCAUCCGACUGAAUAUCUGCACAAAGUACAAAACACUAACGGUCCCACCUGGCAAAGGUGACCAAGGAAGGGAGGAACAUACCCGCAAGAGUAGCAGUAGUAGCGGCACCAGCAGAACUGGUGACAAAUCAUCAAGGAGCCAGAGAUCCUCUAGUUCCAAAGCCAAGGAGAGCUCAGAAGAGAAAAAAGAGAAAUCAAAGCCUGAAGAUGCAGUCCAGGGAGGUGGAUCAGAAGAUGAAGAAGCUGAUGUUAUGGAAGCACGUGAUGGAGAUGAAGAGGAUUUUAAUGAAGAGCCCUCUGAAGAUGAUGCCAAUCUAUCUUGUGAUCCAGAGCAAGCCGGUACACAGCCACCAGAUAUUGACACUAAUGUAGAGGAUGAGGACCCCAAAGCACAGCAAGCCAAAGAUGGCACAGAUGAUGCGAAGACUUUGGAAAACCAAGAAGAUACUGAUGAAAAACAAGUAGAGACUCCCUUGGAGAAUCCUGCGGUAUCUGAGGCUAAGCAGGAGGAGAGCACCGCUGAGUUAUCUAAAGAGCAAGAGGAAAAGAAUGAUGCACAACCUGAAGAUCAGGUUGCUGAAGAGGACAGUACAGAGCAGGAGGGUCAAGGUGAAACUGACUUCCCAGAAAACAUGGAUGAGUUUGUUACUCUUGAUGAGCUAGCAGAGGAGGAUGAUGCUGAGAAACAAGACUCCAGGUCCAAAGCUAAAAACACAUCAGGAAGCUCCAAGGAAAGUGGAGGAUUGAGAGUUGUCAAUGUUGUUGGGUUUAAACGUGGCUAUGGUUAUCUUGAUGAAGUCCUUGCCCUUGCAAAGCCAUUUGGGAGAGUGGUCCGUCACCUGGUCUUGGAUGUGAGGCCUGAGGCCUUUCUGGAGCUGUCCAAUGAACAAGAGGCAAGAGCUAUGGCUAGUUUCUACAGUGGAAAUGUCAUAGCAUCUGUGUGUGGAAAACCAGUGAAGGUUUACCAUUCACACACCUAUCCAACCAUCCAGAGUGGCAAAGUCAUCUAUGUUGGCAAUGUUCCUCCCUUCAAAACAUCAGAUGCAUCACUUCUGAAAAUUGCUGAACCAUUUGGAAAAAUCAAAAGAUACUUUGUCAAUCGAUUACGCAAUGAGUGCUUCAUUGAGAUGGAAAGAGGGGAAGAUGCUGAGAAAAUGGCAGAGACCUACAAGGACAAUCCACCUAAAUUUGAAGGCAAACGAUUGCUUGUCUACAUAAGCAGAAAAUAUAAGCAACUGAAACAUGGACACAGACCUCCAACUCCAGAACCAGAAGGUAAAAAGCCAUCCAAGAGGGAGCGCUCUGGAGAGGCUGAGGCCCAGAAAAGUAAUGGCAAAAAAGAGGAAGAACCAUCUGCCAAGAAGAGCAAAGUGGAAAUGCCUGCCACUGAUAAACCUGAAGAGGUUGAGAAUCAGGAAGAAAACGAAAGGCAAAUUGUUUCAGAAGAACCUGUUCCUGAGGUGAAGAAAGAGCCAGAGGAGGAACUAAGCAAAGACACCGCAGAGGUCCAGGAUAUGGAGACUGAACCUCAGGCAAAAGAUGAAGAAGCUGUUGCUACUCCCCCUGUUGUUGUAUCGGAGAAGAGUGUGGAGACUGAGGAAAAAGCCACUACAUCCACACCACCACCACUUGAAACUAAGCCUGAAACUAGCCUUGCUACGCUUGGGGCACAUGACCCUAAUGUCCCAGUGGGUGUGGAGUUCGUAAAGAUGGGAUACUACUGCAGAGUCUGCUUCCUGUUUUACUCCAAUGAGGAAACUGCUAAGAAAGUUCACUGCAGUAGCCAAGCACACUAUGAAAAACUUAAGAAACAUCUGGAAAAGGAGACAGCCAGAGUGCAGAGCAACGUUACGAAGAAGUGAACCUUUUAUGCUGGAACCUCUCUUAAUAUGUCUGUUAUGCUAUUGAUUUUUCUUGUGUUCAGCUACUUUCGGUAUCUUAUUUUCUAAUAAAAUGGUUAGACUGAGGUAUUGCUUAUGUAGUAAUUUGUAAGUAGUUUGUUGUAAAACUGGCACACUCAUCAGUAAUUCUUAGCUGUUUAGUUAUCACAAUGUUAAGACAUUUUAUGCUAUUAAUGUCCUUCUGGUUUUCCUUUUUUUAAUUAAACCAAACAUUCCUCAGACCCUGCCUGUUGUAAUCAUUUUCUCUCUUGUAAUUUAUAUUUAUUUUUCUGUGAAAGGAAAAUCAACUAUUGGCCUCACAAAUUCAGUGUUAUAAUGCAAUGUAUGACAUUUCACACAGAGUAUCUUCAGGUGCAAAAAAAAAUAAUACCAUCAUUAAAUAGCCAGAGUUUUCUUGCAAAAUAUCGAAGUAUAUACCUGCCACCAUGUUUUCAAUAAUGGUAUGCUUAAAGGCUUUGGAAAAUAGCGAGCUUUAAUUUUCAGAACAUUGGAACUAAAUAUCAGGAAAAUAAAGUUGCAUUGUUAAUACUG
Xyrauchen texanus (razorback sucker) is the source of this 4214-nucleotide messenger RNA. RefSeq names its product matrin-3-like. Gene Ontology annotation, molecular function: RNA binding; zinc ion binding. The record is from RefSeq and is a predicted model, not a curated record. Gene Ontology annotation, cellular component: nucleus. Lineage: Eukaryota; Metazoa; Chordata; Actinopteri; Cypriniformes; Catostomidae. The coding region runs from base 261 to 3644 and encodes 1127 amino acids. The transcript is spliced from 21 exons.